Molecule: messenger RNA, 4969 nt
Organism: Schistocerca americana (American grasshopper)
Lineage: Eukaryota; Metazoa; Arthropoda; Insecta; Orthoptera; Acrididae
Product: somatostatin receptor type 2-like
Exons: 5
Coding region: 464-1861 (465 amino acids)
Biological process (GO): G protein-coupled receptor signaling pathway
Cellular component (GO): neuron projection; membrane
Molecular function (GO): peptide binding; somatostatin receptor activity
Source: RefSeq, a predicted model, not a curated record
GAGCUGCGUAACUGAGAGGCGGCGCGUCCCCAGCGGCUGCACAGCCUUCCCGGUAUUCCUGCGGCGGCGCGACGGACUGCUGUGACAGGUGAAUCAUUCUACUGCAACCUCGGAUAGCUGAUGGAGCCUGUACGCAUCUUACGGUCCUUAUGCGGCCACAAGAUGAUACGACAGCGGAGAUGGGGCGCGAACGAGACAUGGUUGUCGGCAUGUUGUCGAGGACUGCAGCUGCUGAUAGCUUCCUGAACUAACUGACCUGCCCGCAUAUCAAUUUGAUUCUUUCUGGAAGUGAACUGGUGCUGUGCGACUGGAAUAAUACAGUUGCUGUUCCGCCUCGUUGAUAUCCGCCAGUCAGUUGAACGCGAUUUUGAGACGGUUGCAGUGUAGUUGCGACCCUUGUUGUUGGAGCCACUCGAGCACCUGAACACUCAGGAGGUGAAGCAUCGAGAGGAGAGGAGCCGCCAUGGCCAACACGAGCGACUUCGUGGGCCUGUUUCUCAACUCGACGGCGUCGUCCUCGACGCUGGGCAUCUCGGAGGCGGGCAGCAGCCUGUCGACGACGCUGCUCGCCGACGACGCCAACUUCUCGACGCCCGCGGACGCCAUCGACCUGGGCGCCGGCCACCCCGGCAUGAUGGGCAACUUCUCGUGCGACAUGCACCAGCCGACGCUGUACACGGUGACGCAGUUCCUGUACGGCAUCGUGUGCAUCGUGGGCCUGCUCGGCAACACGCUCGUCAUCUACGUGGUGCUGCGCUUCUCCAAGAUGCAGACCGUCACCAACAUGUACAUCGUCAACCUCGCGGUCGCCGACGAGUGCUUCCUCAUCGGCAUCCCCUUCCUCCUCAUCACCAUAAACCUCGGCAACUGGCCAUUUGGGGACGUCAUGUGUAAGGUUUACAUGACAACGACGAGCAUCAACCAGUUUACGAGCUCCAUUUUCCUGACCAUCAUGAGCGCCGACCGCUACAUCGCAGUCUGCCAUCCCAUAUCAUCUCCCAAGAUCAGGACGCCGCUCAUAUCAAAGGUGGUGUCCCUGAUGGCGUGGACCGCGAGCGCCCUGCUGAUGGUGCCGGUCAUCAUGUACGCGCGGACGCUCGCUCAGGAGCCCAACAGCUGCAACAUCAUCUGGCCCGAGAGCGGCAACCUGAGUGGGCAGACCGCCUUCACGCUCUACUCCUUCGUGCUGAGCUUCGCCGUGCCGCUGCUGCUCAUCUUCGUCUUCUACUUCCUCGUCAUCCGGAAACUGCGAACGGUGGGGCCGAAGAACAAGAGCAAGGAGAAGAAGCGCUCCCACCGCAAGGUCACCAAGCUGGUGCUGACCGUCAUCACGGUGUACGUGCUUUGUUGGCUGCCCUAUUGGAUCACGCAGGUGGCGCUCAUCUUCACACCGCCCAACCAGUGCCAGCCGCGCGUCGCCAUCACUAUCUUCCUCCUGGCGGGCUGCCUCAGCUACUCCAAUUCAGCCAUGAACCCCAUUCUGUACGCAUUCCUCAGUGACAACUUCAAGAAGAGCUUCCUGAAGGCUUGCACCUGCGCCGCCGGCAAGGACGUGAACGCGACGUUGCACAACGAGAACAGUGUCUUCCCGCGCCGGCACCAUGCCAAGGGGGCCGGAUCGGAACGGCCGCGCGGAGGCGGCGGUGGAGCCGGCGGUGCCACCAGUGCCAAUGGCAGCGGAGCUGCUGGGCUGCUGGACGAGGAGACUGGCGAACGCGGACCGCUCGUCAGCAGGGUUGACACCUCUACCACUGCCAUCACCAUGACGUCACGCUCCAACAUCACCGUCAGCAGCGAAGCCCGUGAGAGUACGCCUGGGGUCUCCAAGGUGGAUGGUCUGCUGCAGCCAACACAGGUGUAAUGCGACCAUCUCUGCUAGUGUACUGACCGUCAAAUGGGCAAUCGCCUCUGCCGCUACAUCUACAAAAGGUUUUCGUUUCAAUAGCCCAUUCGUCCUACUAGUCCCCUGGAUCACUUCCCACUCGUUGCUGACCCUCGUUGCUGACCCUGUCCUUUUACAACCUCUUUUCUCAUUUCCGGCGCAAUAGUGUGACAUGAGCCACAAUACACUGAAGCUGGAGUCACCUUGUUCGGAAAUGCCAUCAGGCGAAAUAACGCUGAAUGGUGAGCUUGGUUUUUCGACCAGAACAUCUCCAACACAUUCAUUUGUUCAAGACACCCAGCUGCCUGAAGGAGGGGUAUUUGAACAGCUGAGCCAUCCCACUGUAAUCUCUAGACAAUUCUUUAGCAGAAAUACAAAUUAUAUUGGUCGACAGCUAGCCUUUCGUGUUGACAGCAUGCCAUUUCAUUGUUCACAUUGCGAGCGAGGUUUCAGGUAAAUAUUUCCAAACAAAUCCGACACUUCUGUAAUGGGUACUGGAGUGAUCCGUGAAAUGCUCUUUGCUGGGUCAGGACUUGAAUUUCUCUUCUAAAACAAGAUCAGAGGAUGCCUCCAAAAUUAAAUUUUCACUAUCCCUCUUUCUCAUCCUCCCUAAACCUCCAAUCCCAUGUGACGGCAGCAAGGCAGUGUUAAUGGGCGGAACCCCCAGCUAGUGGGUUUGUACUGUCAGGAUGAAUCUCUGUGUACGCAGGGAAAUCUGUUACUACAGUGCUAUUCUAGAACCUCGUGACCUGGUUCUGAGACGACUUCGAGCACGUACUUUCAACCGGUGUUUUACGUUUCAGUUUACACUUAUAUCUGAUCUUCGUUUGUGGUGAUAAUCUGUUUCCUCAUCAUGCGUCAGAUUCUGGUUGUUUGCUAAUGACUUUCGAAGAAAUUUAAGGAAGCAUUAAUCACUGUGGACGAUGAGAGAGGUCACUCUUUACUGCAGAACAUAUCUCAUCAUUGUUUGUCAGUUUUUGAAAUGAGAAGUCAACUGUGCAGAUUGACACAAGGUUGGAUUUUACAUAGAACAUACAGAGACGCUGUUAAUAGUUAUUAGCCCAAGAUUAAUAGGAGGAGACAUAUACAUGGACUGUUUUUCAUAUCAGCCACUUGCGCAAUGUGGUUACAAUAUCCGAUACAUCUGAUAACAGUAGGGUUCUGUGUUUCUGCGUCCAUGGCCUUUAAGACUGUGGACAACGUUUUUGUGAGAAUAUGUGUUUCAUAUCGCGUGUUUAAGGAUCUGACUUUCAGAUUAUUCAAUAGCUUUACGUUUCGUUCACCAAGAAAACAAUCUGUGAAAGAUUCUGUCUAUGGUACUUCAUAAAAUCUAGAAAAUACUACAUACGUGUUAACUAGUAAUUCCAGUCAGUAGUAAAAUUUCAUUGUCAACUUGUACACAUUUGUAACUAUUUUAAUCACUCUCAUCUCAUUCUGGUCGGCCAACAAUUUUCCAAUAUCUCAAUUAAUUUUGUCUGAUGGUGGAAUUCGAUAAACCUGACACAGUAACCGACCAUAAUGAGACACUUGCGAACACAGAUUUUGCAGCAAUUUCCAAUGCGUUAUGCGAGUUUGAAAGGUGGUACCAUAUGAAUGACCACUUGUUUUCUCGACCUAUUGUUGCCACGUUAUCUUUAUACUUCAUAACGGUGGCCUGGAAACUCACUCCACAGCAAUUACUUUUAUGCUGUAACACUGUGAACGCCUGAUUUCCCGUUCUGUUCGCACCCCGUUGUUUAGAUUAGAAAUACAGUGUUAUGUGGUACAGCGAUACGUUCCAAAAAAAUUAUAAUCUAACAGGAGAAACAUGUAGAAUAAAUGUUUUGUAAUUCUUAUCACUAGCUUUUAUUGUACGUUUUUCUUUGGGAAAUGUAAAAGAAAAGCUCAUAGUAUUAUAGGGUCUUUGAAUUUACCAAAAUAACAAAUGCAUCUCAGACUUCCGAAGAAAUGUAAAUAGUAUCUGAUAUGUGCGUAUAUGUUACGUGAUAUAGCUACGUAAGUUACUGACAUCCUCCCAAGUGUCUGACGAGUGAUUUUGUGGACUCUUUGUAGGAUGUUCUUCUUCGACGCCUACAUAAUAAUUAUGAGGAAUAUGUGACAAUGAAUCAUCCAUAUGGCUAAAAUAGUUGCUACAGCCUUCUAGAAACUGCAUUUUUCAUGUUCCACGACGGACCCAUCACUAGAUUUCCUAACAGUCAAGUCAAUGUUUCACCGUCUGGAUACAAAAAUGUAUCGAUUGAGAUUUUAUGUGCCAUAACUGAAGGCCAAAGACGAUUUUGAUGACGACCGAGAAGUAUGGAGACUGGAUGAACACUGGGAUAUGAUAUCAUUUUGAAUUAUAUCACAGAACAUCCCUCAGGUUAUGUAGCUCAGUGAUAGCCAUAUGUAUCAUCGUUGUCCGAAUUUUUAUGUAACAAGACUGUAGAACUAUUUAUAUUUGUUUUCUAACAUUUACAUGGUUUGUAAAUAACAAUUGCUGAAGUUGUUGACGUUACCUAAGAUUUGUAUUUACGCAUAUUUAUGUGAUAUUGCAUAUAUUGUCAUGCCUUUGGUGUUUGCAUACAUCCUAUCGGUAAGGGAAUGUAGUGUGAUCAGCAAGAUUUCUUAAUUGAGCCCAUGAAAUUUUGCUUUCAUAUUACGUUUCUUUACUGCAGUGUAUUAUUAGUCUUGUGUGUAUGUCAGUCUACAACGGGAACCAAUUACAGUGACACACAUGUAUGGAAGAAUUGUUAUGUACUGCGAUGUGAUAUUCUUAUAAAAGAACGUGAGAUUGUAACUACUAAAAACAAGGAAUGCAGGGUUUACUUCCAUUGUGAAGCAAUGGAGUUUAGAGUCGUUAUUGUAUGUGUGUAUGUAUCUGUCAUGUAUUUUUGUACAAAUACAGAAUUCGAUAUAUGUAUAUGUAAGAAAUCAGUCUAAGAAGGUGUUGUCAAGAAUGUAAAGUAAUGAUGUAUACUAAUGUAAUCAUAAAUAUCCUCACACGAAGCUACUUGAUGCACAUGUUUGCCAGUCCACGAUAUCAUCUGAUCUCAGAGCACCUCCCUGCUUCUUCGGACCCAAAGAAUCCAUCCCUUAAGUAUGUAAAUG